This is a messenger RNA of Aegilops tauschii subsp. strangulata, 1332 nucleotides long. Its product is annotated as 2-oxoglutarate-dependent dioxygenase 11. Lineage: Eukaryota; Viridiplantae; Streptophyta; Magnoliopsida; Poales; Poaceae. The record is from RefSeq and is a predicted model, not a curated record.
CUCCUCUUGACUGUUGACUGUUGACUCGUAGCUUGCUUCUUCCUCUGCUCUUUCAACUGCCAAACAGAGCGUCAUCAGUGUACGCAAGAAGCAGAGCUCCCUCGGCCACCGUCGAUGGUGCGGACGACGGUGCAAGAGCUGGCGGCGGCCGUCGAGGAGCCGCCGCGACAGUACGUGGUGGCGCACGAGCAAGACCAGGACCUGCUGGCCGCUGAUGAGAUGCCGGAGCCCAUCCUUCUCAUCGAUCUUAGCCGGCUGACUACGGCCGACGCCGCCGACGAGGCCGACAAGCUCCGGGCGGCUCUCCAGACCUGGGGCCUCUUCCUGGUGACCAACCAUGGAAUCGAGGAGUCUCUCAUGGAUGCCAUGAUGAGUGCGUCGAGGGAAUUCUUCCGGCAACCGUCCGGAGAGAAGCAGAAAUGCAGCAACCUGAUAGACGACGGCGGCAAGCACUCUGAGGUGGAAGGGUAUGGAAAUGACAAGGUGGUAAACCAGGAUGAGGGCCUCAGCUGGAACGACCGGCUGCAUUUGAGAGUGGAGCCAGAAGAUGAGAGGAAUUUCACCAAGUGGCCCACUCACCCGGAAUCUUUCAGGGAUGUGCUACUUGAGUACGCAUCAAGAACCAAGAGGAUAAGAGACGUGGUCUUUCGAACGAUAGCCAAGCUCCUGGACCUUGAUGAGGAUUACUUCCUCAACCAAAUGUCAAACAAGGAUCCCGGGUUUGCUAGGUUCAACUACUACCCUCCGUGUCCGCGACCUGACCUGGUAUUAGGCAUGAGGCCUCACUCUGAUGCUGGUCUCCUUACCAUCCUUUUUGUCGACCGCGACGUCGGUGGCUUGCAAGUUGAGAGAGAUGGGAAAUGGUACAAUGUUCCGGCCAAGCCUUAUUCGUUGGUGAUCAACUUGGCUGACUGCAUGGAGAUAAUGUGCAACGGAAUCUUUAGGAGCCCGGUUCACAGGGUGGUGACGAAUGCCGAGAAAGAGAGGCUUUCACUGGCCGUGUUUUAUGCUGUGGAUGGAGAAACGGUGCUGGAGCCAGCGCCUGGUUUGCUGGAUGACGAGCGACCGCCAAGAUAUGGGAAAUUCAAGGCCAAGGAUUUCGGUCUUUCUUUCGACUGAACAUAACAUUUCAGCCAAGGGAAGAGAUUCAUCGAGACCCUGAAAAUACAAGCUCGGCGGUCUUAAUUAGUUUAUUUACGGAUUUGUAGCGGUGAUUUAAUACCUAUGGAGUAUAAAUAAAGAGAUGGUCUCUCUUCUGUGAGUGGGGAUUUUAUGUACGUAUAAUAUAAUCGCCUUUCUUUCUUAUAAGCAACUCGCGUAUUCAACACUUAA